CCACAAGAGGGGGCCUCGUGCUCACGGAGCGCUGCUUCGCCCGCAGCGGCGGUGGUUCCUACGGCGCCGUGGAGUGCCGGGUCGUCCUCAUGCCCAUGGUGCACGUGGCUGUUCGGAGCCUCUUCGAGGCGACGCUGCGUAGCGAGCGCUUCGCUCGCUUCCAGGUGGUGCUGCAUGAGGGGCCGGCUCCUGGAUGCACGCAGGAAGAGGGCGAGAGGAGUUGGCGGUUCGUCCGCUCCCUGCAUAGCGCAUCGCCACUUGCCCUGCUCCUGGAGCUCUCCUGGCACGUUUUUUUGGCCGGGCCCCUGGCAGCCAGCAAUGCGCUCUGCCGGCGCGUCGGCUGCGAGCCGUUAGGCAUGCAGCCCGAGCCCUUGUGUCCAGUUGGCAAGACUGGCCACGAGCAAAACUUCGUGGCCACGGACUCGGCCUCUUUGGGGGAGACGCUCCUGGUGAUGGUAUCCUUCGGAGGGAGCCGGGCUUUCAGCGCAGUGGUGCCCUGGGGCGUGGCACACAUGGCCCACAUCGAGCAGGGCAUCGUCGAGCUCGGCUUCGAGGAGGUGCAGGAGGAGGCGCAGGAGCACCUCGCGUGCAGCUGGGGUGCCUGCGUCUGUGCGCACCUCUUCGUCUG
Messenger RNA from Prorocentrum cordatum, 628 nucleotides. The record is from the annotation of a GenBank genome assembly. Lineage: Eukaryota; Dinophyceae; Prorocentrales; Prorocentraceae.